Molecule: messenger RNA, 3863 nt
Organism: Trematomus bernacchii (emerald rockcod)
Lineage: Eukaryota; Metazoa; Chordata; Actinopteri; Perciformes; Nototheniidae
Gene: plagl2
Product: pleiomorphic adenoma gene-like 2
Exons: 4
Coding region: 784-2544 (586 amino acids)
Biological process (GO): regulation of transcription by RNA polymerase II
Cellular component (GO): nucleus
Molecular function (GO): RNA polymerase II transcription regulatory region sequence-specific DNA binding; DNA-binding transcription activator activity, RNA polymerase II-specific
Source: RefSeq, a predicted model, not a curated record
UACACAAAUAAUUGAAAUAUUUAAUUGUAAUUAGGCCUAAUAUGUAAUACUCUAGCUCCAGGAUCGGGAAUUACAGAAUAAAGUGCUAAUGAUUGGUAUGUGGCACAGGAUGUAUAGCUGCAGGUGUUAACAGAAUGAUCAGUGGAGAUAAACCAGUAAACUGUCUCUGCUGAGAAAAAAAGAAAAAAAAGAAAAAAGUUUGUGAAAGUCCUGACGUCACACUCCCACAAUGCUUACCGCCCCAUAACUCCGCUGCAGCCUGAGGGGAGCCAGACACACUCUCAGGCCCCGAAUAUAGAAAAAUUAUUGGAAAAAAAAUCGAAAAAAAUAAUAAAAGGCCAGCCCGCGGGGAGGAAAGCACGCGGAGCGGCGGCAGGGCUCUCGUGCGGCGGGUGUCGGUCCGGUCCGGGAUGGAAGCUUACCGGGGCUCCAUGUGAGCUGACUAAUGCUGUGCUGGAAACUUUCUGGACAGUAAAAAUGCAGAACAGUGUUUCCCACUCACCGCCAACCAUAGCUGUUGGGACUGGGUGAGGAGAAGAGAGAAGAGAGAGUGAAGAAGAGGAGCGAGUGAAGCAGAGAGAGGAGGAAAGUGCGGAGAGAAAGAAGGACAAUAAGUAUUUCAACAGCAGAUUUUGGCUUACCUCGAUGUCCCCGCUGGAUUAUUGGCUCUUCCUGUGAGCUGUUGAGCAUCUUCUUUUUUUUUCUGACAAACCCCCCCACUCCUACGUUGAGCCUGGGGGAGCCACCAGUGGGUUUUCAUGGCUGCGGCACUCUAGGGCUGCCAUGGCAGCUGCUGCCGCCGAUGCCUCACACCGUUUUACCGCACUGACGCCGGAGGAAGAGGGACGACGGACCGCCAAGCUGUUUGGGAGCGCCCCGCUGCCACGGAUAGAGAGAGAGAGAGAGAGAGAGAGGGGGAGAGAGAGAGAGAGGGAAGGAGGAGAGGGAGGGAGAGCGAGCGAGUGUCUGGUGUGCGGGGCCCUGUUGGCCUCACAGGAGAAGCUCCGGCUCCACGCCCUGAGUCACACGGGAGAGAAACCCUUCCACUGCUCACAGCCACACUGCCCCAAGGCCUUCAGCUCCAAAUACAAACUCUUCAGGCAUAUGGCCACACACUCUCCACAGAAGACCCAUCAGUGUUCGUUCUGUGAGAAAAUGUUCCACCGCAAAGACCACCUGAAGAACCACCUGCAGACCCAUGACCCCAACAAGGAGGCCUUCAAGUGUGAGGAGUGUGGGAAGCACUACAACACCAAGCUGGGGUACAAGCGCCAUGUGGCCAUGCACUCUGCCACGGCGGGGGAUCUCACCUGUAAAGUGUGCAUGCAGAGCUACGAGAGCACCCCCAUUCUGUUGGAGCACCUCAAAAGCCACUCCGGGAAGUCUUCAGGCGGCACCAAGGAGAAGAAGCACCCGUGUGAUCACUGUGACCGUCGCUUCUACACCCGGAAGGACGUGAGACGGCACAUGGUGGUGCACACGGGCCGAAAGGACUUCCUGUGCCAGUACUGUGCCCAGCGCUUCGGCAGGAAGGACCACCUGACCCGACACGUGAAGAAGAGCCACUCUCAGGAGCUGCUGAGGAUCAAGACGGAGCCCCCUGACAUGUUGGGUCUUUUAGCCUCUGGGUCUCCACCCUGCUCUGUGAAGGAGGAGCUCAGCCCCAUGAUGUGCGGCAUGGGGCCCAACAAAGACCCCAUGAUGGGCAAACCGUUCUCCGGUGGGGCCCCUUUUUCAAUGGGCAUGUACAACCCCCACCAUCUCCAGACCAUGUCUAAUACUGGGGGGGGUCACCCUCACCCGUCCCUGAUGCCCAGUCCGUUGUCUGCAGCUAUGGGCAUGGGGUGUCACAUGGAAACCCCUGGACCACUUCACCCACACUCCCACCACCACCACCAUCACCACCACCACCACCACCACCACCAUUCCCCCCCGCUGCCCACACACCACCAGUCUCCGGGUCCCCAGCAAGCCCACAAAUACCAGCUGGGAUCUACCUCAUACCUGCUGGACAAGCCCUUGAAAGUGGAGAUGGAGAGCUUCCUCAUGGAUCUGCAGAGCGGCUCUCCGGGCCCGCUCCACUCUGCAGACCCUCACUCUGCUGCCUCACCCCCCAAGGAUGGCCUGGAGCCCACCUCGGGCCUGGUGGACGAGCUCUGCGGGGACCACCUCCUGUCCAAGAGCCCUGCGGUGCUCGCUGAGUCUCUGUGUGCUGCUAACAUGGACUUCUCCCACCUGCUGGGGUUCCUGCCCCUCAACCUGCCUCCCUACAACGCCCCCAUGAGCACGGGAGGGCUGGUGAUGGGCUACACCUCAUCCGCGACCCCCUCGUCUUCCUCCUCCUCUUCCUCAUCUCUGCACGCUGCCGAGCCCCACGGUGCAGCUGUCGCCACGGCACCUUUUACCUCUUUGCAACCGCAACCUCAGGAGCACCAGAGCUCCGGUGGGGUUCUGGGCCUCGGACCCCUGCACCACCUCCCACCAGUGUUCAGCUCCAGCUUUAGCAACACCACACUGCCUCGCUUCCACCAGGCCUUCCAGUGAGAGGCGGUGGAUAUAUCUGGGGCUGUGGUUUGUUUUAAAGAAGUUGGAGAAUCAUAAUAAAUGAAACACGGAUGAACACUUAGAAGCCUUAAAUGAAAGUGCACAAAAGCUUUUGAUUGAGCCUUAAAAGGAAGUUAAACCUCAAAGGAGAAGGUGAGAAAAGAAGUUGAAGCAGCUUUUAUUUGGGCUCCCCCCCCCACCCUAUCCUAUAGUUAUAACCAUGUAUUAAACCAUCCUUUUUAUUUCCAUUUACUUCCCUUUGUAUCCCCCUCCCAUCCCCUAUUUAGUAGUAUAGAGGGCAGGAUCAUCAGUAGGCCAAAAGGCGUGGUACUGCAUACUUUAAGUAAUAAUAUAAAAAAAAAAAUGUAAGAUAAUUUUUUAGUGAAGAUUAUCUGUCUUGUUGUGACCCAGAAAAAAAUAUAGUUUGAAGUGGAUAUUUUGUUUUAUUUUCUUUUUCCAAAUGUAAGAAAAUGGUAGAAUGUGUCUCAUCUUGAGUUUUGAACCUCCCGCUCUAAUAACCUAAACGUCAGGAACAGUGCAGAGAGCCCCCCCUCUCUCCCAGUGAAGGAAUGGAGAGAUUUAGACAUUUAAACAAUGAUUGAACUUAAACUUUAAAAUCCUCCUCCAGACAGCCUGAGUAGAGCCACAAACCCUUCUGCCUCUAAGAAAGUGCUCUUUAAACCAUGAGAUGAUCCCCUAUGAUUUACUUUUACCUGUCACUGAUGCACUCCUAGAGUCCAGUCAGUUUAAAUGAAAAUAGGUCACUAAAAUGAACUCCUAUUAACUCGGUCACACACAUUUUUAAGAAAAAACAAAGAAAGAAUCGUGAGUACAAGUGUGUGUUGAAAAUGAUGUAAUAUCAUGCUGGCUUUUUUACUGUUCCUCAAGAGAAGCACUUUUUUUUUAAAGCAGAAGGCACUUGACCAUUAGGAAUCUCCUUCCUCGUGACUUCCGGAGGUUUCCACAGACGUUCUCCUCACUCUCCUUCCUUCACCUGUCUCCAUCUAACAGUUAUCUAUCAAAGCUCCAAUGAGAAUAAUGCAUAUCGAUAACUUGGCUGCCCAACAUACCUAAAAAUAUAUUUUUGGAACAAACACAUCUUUAGGCAGUCUUUCAAAAAGCUGCUUCAUCAUGGUAAUGAUGAACCCUGACAUAUGUGAAUGGCAAAAACAACAAGAGAACUUCAGUGACAGAUGAGUCAAAAUGUGUUAAAGAAUGUUAUUGCAGUGUACGAAAUAUCUCAAAAAUGAAUAUUAUUAUUGCUUUUAUCUCAGUAAGGUGUAUUUUAGGUAGACAUAUUAAAACUAAGUGAUGAUGUU